Oryzias melastigma (Indian medaka) is the source of this 3444-nucleotide messenger RNA. RefSeq names its product clusterin-like protein 1. The record is from RefSeq and is a predicted model, not a curated record. Bases 1055 to 2404 code for a protein of 449 amino acids. NCBI's taxonomy places the organism in Eukaryota, Metazoa, Chordata, Actinopteri, Beloniformes, Adrianichthyidae. The transcript is spliced from 9 exons.
AUUAGUCGACUAUUAAAAUAGUCAAAUUUAAUAAAUUUAUACUAGAUGGAGUCAGAGUAAACUAACAAACCAAAUCACUCGAUAAAUCAUUAAAUUAAGACUUUAAUUUAUAGCAGAUACAUUCAAAUUUCAAUCAUCAAAGGAGACGUUGGCGUCUUAUUCUGGCGGUAAACUAUGUCAGAGCGGCUGCAGAUGAAGGGGAUUAUGGGAAAUGGUGUUUUACAGAGGAGCUGUGGAUCCAACAAUUCUGCAUGACAACUUUUGAUGAGAUGUUGCGUUGAUGUUGCGUUUUCAUUGCAGUUUUGUGAAAUAUUUCAAUUUCAGUACGCCUCAAAAAGUAUCUCCUCCAAGCACAAAAACUUUUUUUUAAAUAAAAGUGAGUUUUUUUAUUUUUGUUUCCAUUAGGCACAUUUAUUAUUGUAUUAUAGUACUAUGGAUCUGACAUGUUUUGGUACAUUUAAGUCAAAUAACAGAUUUUAAUGACAGGAUCUUUAAAAAAAUAAACAGUUUGAGAGCAUUUUAAUGUCUUUAUGCUAAUAAAUGUAUUUAAAACACUUUUUGCUGAUUUAGUUUCUAUACAUAUUACAUUGGCGUUGACCCGUACAAAUUUAAAUACUGAUAAAAAAAAUUAAAAAAAACGAAAAUAUGCAUUCAGCUGGCUACACAAAAAUCAUUUUUCCCGCAUGCAUGCACUCCCCUGCUCCAGUUGUGGCCCGUAAAGCGGAGCUUAGCCUUUGACCGAGCCCCUGCAUGCUGGGUCCCUGCAGGGGGCCGAGGAUUACCGUCUGUCUGGUGGAGAUUAGACCACAAAGUUUUACCUGAGGAAGGCUCUGGAGUCUGCAGGACACAGCUAAGUGUGGGAGAUAACUGUGUUGCUAACUGUGCCCUAAGCUGCAGGUAUGAUGCUCAAUAACUCAUAAUGCAAAUACAGUAAGAGGAUCUGGACGGCUGAGUAGAUCCAUAAAAAUAGAACAAUCCCUGCAGGAAGCGCGGCGUCCUGCUCACAUCUCUGCCACUGGAGUCCGUCGACAAGGUCCUUGAGAGCUUACACAGAAUGCAGAAGCUUUCCGCUCCCGUUCUGUGCAUGGCCGUGGUCGUGUUGUACGUGGCUGCCUCUCCUCCGCCGAGUGAAGACGAGCUGAAAAAGCUGUCUGCAGCCGGGGAGCCGUUCGUGGAGGAGGAGGUGAAGCAGACUUUCCUCGGAGUGAAGCAGGUGAAGGUGAUGAUGGAGAAGAAGGAGGAGAAGCACAAGCGCCUGAUGGAGGCCCUGAAACACGGCAGCGACAAAAAGAUGGGGGUGAUGCAACUGGCCAAAGAGAUGGAGCACAAACUGGAGGAGGCUGAGCAGCAGUGUCGGGAUUCCACCAAAUCGUCGCUGGAGGAGUGCAAACCUUGUCUUGAAGACGCGUGUAAAGCCUUCUACACUUCCGCCUGUCGCCGUGGUUUCGCCUCCUUCUCGUUUAAGGUAGAGGAGUUUUUUAGGAAGAUGGUGGCCCAAACAGAAGCUGCUUAUGAUCCGGACAGGACAGCUGAAAACCAGGUCACAGAAGACAACCUGGAGGUUCUCCAGGCUGAAGCGUCGUUCUCCCAGCUGCUGUCCAACAUCAGCAUCCUGUACAACCACAGCGUCACGGCAGUGAAGAAGAUGCAGGAGGUGUUUGGUCACUCCUUCAGCUCAGAGCUCCAAAUAAGCUCAGUGGCGCCGGAUGGAGCAAACAAUGGGUUCUUCAAAGCGUUUAGCUUAGAUCACCUCCUUGUUUCGGGGUAUGAAUAUGGAAAGGAGGCGCUGGAAGAAUUCAGCUCCUCCCUGGUUGACAUGAUGAUGGGAGACAUCCAAGAACCGGAUGGGUUUUUGCGUCCUUCAAGCAGAGACGCAGGCUCGCUUUCUACUUUUGAACAGCCUAGUGGAUCUCUGUGCAGGCGGCUCCGCAGACAAGCGUCCGAGUGCUGGAAGCUCCAAGACUUGUGUGAGGCCUGCAAAGAGAAUAUAAUAAGAGAGUGUCCGCACGUCCAGCAGCUGCAGCGUGAAAUGGAGGAGAUGCAAACCCUGUUGAACGCCUCCAGACUGCAGUACAACGACAGACUGAAGUUGGUCCAGAGACACACGGCGGACACUCAGCGGUGGCUCACCAGCAUGCAGGACAAAUACGACUGGGUCACCCAGCUGUUUAACACCACCGUGGACUCAAGUAGCAUCUUCAACGUGAUAACAGUGAGCCAAGAGCAGAAGGUGAAGAAUAGCAAACUCGCUGCAGACAGCAGUGUGACCGUGUCCAUCCUGGGCUCAGCGCCAGUAAAGGUUCUGGUUCCAGCAGAACUAAAGGUGGAUGACCCGGCCUUCAUCCAGUAUGUUGUCCAGGAAGCUCUGAAACUCCAGAAACAGCAGAUAAGAGGAUCGAAGUGAUGAAACCGUGUUUUCAUGCAGUUUUAUUGGAGGCUGAAAACAUGCAGUCCAAUGUUUUUUUCACUAUUAUAAGCUUUUCUAAAAAUGCACAAAGUAGACCUCUUACUUUAAUCCCACUGCAGUUUGUGUUCUUCUUGGUCAUUCGUUGUAAAUGUCUAUUUUUAGAGUUUGUUUACGCAGUAAACAAAUGCAAUAAAAACGCUUAUACCAGAACUGAUUUCUCUUUUUACUAGGGUUUUCAAUAAAAAAAAAAAAUCUAAAGUUGAGUUUAGCUUUUUGGAGCCAGAGGGUACUUCCUGUUUGGAAGUCACUGGGCCUGUGGAUCAUGAUAACAUCUCCUCACAAGCAUUCUCCCAAAAACUACAUAAGAAUGUCCUUUAUUACUCUCAAUAUUGCUUUUGGGUAAGGCUUUUGACCUGUCUACAUGUCUUUGUAUUGUGCUCCAAAUUGCCUCCAUUUGAGCCCUCCAACCAGUCAGGUCCCUCCUCCUCUCUGUCUGUGAAUCUCAGGUUGACUAGGAAGGUGCCAGAUCCUUUGGGAUCCCAGUCCUAAUAUAAAGUCAAUGGUUAUCACCAAUCCAAAAUUGGAAACGAAAGAAUAUACACAGUCAAGAUUAUUUUGGACUUACGUUUUACAUUUUUAGCCUGCAUCCGGUGGAGUAGUCUAUUGAAGAACAGCAACGGGAAGUGGUAUGUUUUUUUUUCUAAUUUUUCUCUUUUACAAAUGCCUAAAUUGUAUUAAUUUUGUCUUCACAUGUAUAUAUACAUACAUUGCCAUGCAUUGCAAUGUCUAACUUGUCAAUAAAAAGGAAAAAGAGAGAAAGAAAAAAAAAUCACUACCUGUUUUUUUUUUUUUAAUUUUAUUAUUUUUUUUAAUAUAUAUAUAUAAGGGGGGUUGUCACAUGGAAGAUUUGGGUUCUGUCAAAACUGACUAGAAAUUAUUUAGAUGCCAACAGAGAUAAAAAGAAGUCUUGUUGGUGGAUUUUAACCAAUCAGAACGGAUUUCUCUUGACACGCCCCCAUAGAUAUGCCCGCUGCUCC